Ilex paraguariensis (yerba mate) is the source of this 2183-nucleotide messenger RNA. NCBI's taxonomy places the organism in Eukaryota, Viridiplantae, Streptophyta, Magnoliopsida, Aquifoliales, Aquifoliaceae. The record is from the annotation of a GenBank genome assembly.
CCACCAUCUAAAACAAAAUCUCCUGCCCACAACAGAUUGGUAGGCAAGAUGAUGUUUAAUCUUGUGAUCAAAUUUGCAGUUUUUCUCUGCUUUCUCUCUCUAAAUUUAGUCUCUUCUUCUCUCUCCAACGCAUCUCCAUGUCCACUGGAUCUAAACUAUGUCAAAACUAUUCCAUGGGACUCCUCUUCCUGCCAGAACCACCAUGGAACCACUGGAAAUGAUGCAUCAACCACAUGUUGUCAAACACUCCUCAGCCUCUAUGGUGUAGCCUUUGCUCAGUACCUCAACAAGACCUCUCUUUUCAGGCUUCCUGACCUCCCAACCUCCAUUUCCUGUCUCUCUGAUCUCCAAACAAACCUCAAUUCUCUCUCUUUACCCACCAAUCUCACGUCCAUAUGCUUUCAACCCCAACAAUAUGUCAACACAACAAAUGUUUGUGCAAAUGUCCAAACCAAACAAGACUGGCUCGAUAAGAUCGGACCAUCCACUUCCCUUGACACUGCCUGCCGGCCAGACCUCUCUGACCUUACUUACUGCGAUUCAUGUGUCCUUGCCGGAUUUCAGGUUCAAUCCAAGUUGGUUUCCAUUGAUGGCAAUGCUUCUCACAGUCGAGGCUGCUUUUACUAUACAAUUCUGUAUGCUGCUGGUAUUGUAAAUAAGCUUGGCCCAGAAAGUCUGGGUGCACUCACAUGUAUUUUGGGGCUGCCUAUGUCCUUGCCUACUGGGACAGAGAAUACACGACGAUUGGUACUAGUUUUCGGGUCUUCUGGAGUUAGUUUUUCCCUAUCAGUCAUGUCCUGUUUUCUGGCUUUGUACUUUGGGUUGAAUAGGUGGAGGAGGAGGAAGAUUUUUGCGAGAGAUUCGUCUGGUUUUGGGUUUGAUUUGGAUGAUCAUGGUCAUAGAGCACGUUUAAAUUUGCGCCCCAACCAUGGAUCAGUAUGGUUCCAAAUUCAAGACCUUAAGAAGGCAACCAAUAAUUUUUCCCCAAAAUGUUUGAUUGGGAAAGGCCAUUUUGGUAUUGUUUAUCGAGGUACUCUCCGAGAUGGAACCAUGGUUGCUGUCAAGAAGAUCAUAGAAUCGGACAUUCAAGGGGAUGCUGACUUUUGCAAUGAAGUCGAGAUUAUUAGCACUUUGAGGCAUCGAAAUUUAGUGCCACUUAGAGGUAGUUGUGUGACAGAUGUGUUUGAUGAAAACUAUGGUAUUAGAGAGAAUCAGAGAUACCUUGUUUAUGAUUACAUGUCAAAUGGGAAUCUCAAUGACUAUUUGUUUGUUUCGAAAGAAAAUCAAAAUGGAAUUUGCAAGAAAAAAUUGACAUGGCCUCAGAGGAAGAGCAUAAUCUUGGAUGUGGCAAAGGCAUUAGCUUAUCUACACUAUGGAGUGACACCCGCAAUAUAUCAUAGAGAUAUUAAGCCCUCUAACAUACUGUUAGAUGCAGAUAUGAGAGCAAGAGUGGCGGAUUUUGGCUUGGCAAGACAAAGCACAGAAGGCCAGUCUCAUCUCACUACACGAGUGGCGGGGACUCAUGGAUACUUAGCUCCAGAAUACGCACUUUAUGGGCACUUAACCGAAAAGAGUGAUGCUUAUAGCUUUGGAGUGGUGGUUUUGGAGAUCAUGUGUGGUAGAAAAGCUCUUGAUUUGUCAUCCUCGGGAUCGCCAUCAACGUUUCUGAUUACAGAUUGGGCUUGGUCCCUUGUGAAAGCUGGAAAAAUUGAUGAAGUUUUUGAUGUUUCCUUGUUGGGAAAUGAGGAAUCUGUGAAUAGAAAUCCUAGGGCGAUAAUGGAAAGAUUUGUGCUGGUUGGGAUUUUGUGUUCCCAUGUAAUGGUGGCUUUGAGGCCUACAAUUUUGGAUGCGUUGAGAAUGCUUGAAGGGGAUAUUGAGACCCCCGAAAUUCCCGAUCGCCCGAUAUAUGCCGACGGGAAUUUUUUCAGUUCAUUGAGCACAUCAAGGAGGCCUCCAUUGCAGACAUGAGCUGUUCAGUUGACAUGUAAAAGCUUGUAGUGUAUAUAGUGUGUAAUUUAACUUAGAGUUGAGAUUCUAAUGGAAAUAGAAAGUCUUAUUGUUAGUCCUAACAUGAUGUUCCUUACCUCCCUAUCAGUUCUCUAAAAGGAGUGAAGCAUAGUUCCCUCUUACUUUUGUUUUAAGCUUGAAUCUCCCUUCUUGCCUUAAGCUUUCUAAGGUUUCUA